AUUUAGGAUAUUUAGGAAUUUGCUUUACAAUAGCUUUAUUACGUUUUUUAUUAUGAUUACUUUUUAUAAAAACUUUUAUUCUGACGGUUAUGAUUAUGUCGGUGCUAUUGGAAUGGAUACGUGAUCGCCUUAUUUUUAUUGUAAAAUUAUUAUUGAACAUUCGAUCUUUUACAACUUUGUUUUCCGUAGCAGUUUUGGUCUCAUACUUAGUUACGAAAUGUACUAAUCAAAAUAAUAAACCAGAUUACAAUAUAAUUAUUAUUGGAGCAGGGUUCUCUAGUGUUGGUGCGGCUUCUUCUUUGUAUGAAAACGGUGUAAAAGACUUUUUAAUACUAGAGGCAAAAAACUACAUAGGAGGUAGAGUGCAUAAAGAAAAAUUUUAUGGUGAAAAUGUGCCAUUAGGAGCUGGUUGGAUACAUAAAGUAAACGAUGAUCACUUUAUUUGGAGAUUAACUAAACAAUUUAAUCUAAAAUACUAUUUGGAUGAUUACGAUGAUGUCACAUUCAGAGAUGACGAAGGGAAGCAUCAUUCAGCAGAAUCUGUACUUGCCGUUUCAAACAGAUUAAAUGAUAUUUUGAGACGUGAUGUACCAGAAUUGAUGAAAAAUAAGGAAGUUGACAUUGCUUUAAGCAAUGCUUUAAGCGAGUCUGGUUGGAAUCCUAAUACAAAACUCGAGCAUGCUACUGAAUAUUUAAAAAUAGACUUUGAAAGUGGAAAUCCUGCUUCAGAACUUUCUGCAAAAUCUUUUUCUUUGACAGGCGACGGUGAUGAUGUAGUAAUAACAGAUUACAGAGGAUACGAAUAUAUUGCUGAAGUUAUUUCUAAACCUUUCAAAGAUAAAAUAUUUUUCAACAAAGAAGUGCGAAAAGUAAUACUUGAAAACGGUAUUUACAAGGUCAUUUUAUCAACUGGGGAAAUUUAUUCUGCAAAAUACAUUUUGUUUUCAGUCAGUGGCAAAGUGUUGGAAAGCAAUUAUAUAUCAAUUCAACCUUCUUUGCCAGAUUGGAAAAUAAAAGCUCUUAAAAGUAUUACAACAGGGGAUUACUGUAAAAUAUAUUUAAAAUUUCCUUUUAAGUUCUGGGAGGACUCUAACUACAUAAUGAUCGGUCGAAAUGAUAAAGUUUAUACGCAUUGGCAAAACUUCGAGCGCAUAUUUCCCACUAAACCAAUUUUGUUAGUAACUUUAACCGGUAAAGAAUGUAAAAAUAACCAAUUAGAGACUGAUUAUAAAAUCAUAAAAGACAUACACGCCUUACACAAAAGUGUUUAUGGACCGAAUGUACCAAUGGCCACAGAAAUUCUUCGUAGCAAUUGGACUUACGAUGUUAAUUUUCAAGGUGCCUAUUCUAAUCCAACUUUUGGAACAACACAAGAGCAUUAUGAUUUGUUAAAACAACCUGUUGGCAAUUUAUGGUUUACUGGAGAAUAUUUGGCAGGGUUUGAGCAAUCUGCAUAUGUAGUAGGAGCAUUGGAGGCAGGAAUGAAAACAGGAAACGAAAUUUCAGAACAAAUAUUAAGAGAACAAAUCUGAAUGUUGUUUAAGGAUUAUUAAGCUAAUGCUUUUUUUUUAUUUCAGAAAUUUUAUUUUAAAAUUUAUACUGUUACAAAUUGUUAACUUAAAUUGAUUGUAAAAACUGUAUUAUAAAGUAAACAUAAUAAUAAUAGAUUAAAAAAAUAAAUAAAUAAAAUUA
Messenger RNA from Hydra vulgaris (swiftwater hydra), 1692 nucleotides. RefSeq lists its product as uncharacterized. The record is from RefSeq and is a predicted model, not a curated record. Gene Ontology annotation, molecular function: oxidoreductase activity. NCBI's taxonomy places the organism in Eukaryota, Metazoa, Cnidaria, Hydrozoa, Anthoathecata, Hydridae.